GUGUAUCCUGCACAUCCCUCCCUUCCUGUCUGUUGACUUUCCCUUCAGCUUCAUCGACGGACAGCGGAAUGCCAUGACCUGGGUCCAUAACCUCACCCGCCCCGACCCCCACAGCCAUGUCGCGCGAGUCAUUGCCAUCUGCCUGGUCUUCAGCAUCAGUGCAGUGAUCGCCGUUGCGCUACGGUUGUAUAUCCGGUUGCACACGAAGCGCGCCCUUUGGCUGGACGACUAUGCGGCGGUGUGCAGUGCGGUGUUGGGGAUGGGGUAUGCGGGAAUCUCGGUGGCCCAAACACGAUAUGGCCUAGGCCUGGACGCCGCUUAUUUCCCGGAUGAGAAUGUGGUGAUGUUCAGCAAGAUCCAAUACGCCGGCGGCCCCGUGUACAUUCUCGCUAUCCUCUGCUUCAAAAUCUCGCUUUUGACGUCCUACUUGCGGGUCGGGGGGUUCGUGGCCGCAUAUCGAUGGUGUAUCAUCGCGGUGGCGGGAGCCGUGGUGAUCAACCAAGUGGUGUUCACAUUGCUCUUGACACUGGCCUGCAAUCCGGUCGCGAAGCAAUGGGACACAACUCUCCCCGGGAAAUGCAUUGACACGGUCGCUUCAUACUAUGCCUUGGCCGGAACAAGUCUCGGCUUCGACAUGCUCAUUAUUGCCCUCCCCCUUCCAGUCCUGUGGUCCCUGCAACUCCGCCAUGCGCAAAAAGUAGCCCUAAUCGCCCUCUUCGCUCUCGGAUUCUUCAUCACCAUCAUCCAAAUCAUCCGCAUCUUUACCAUCAAGAACCUCAAAACCUACACCGACAGUCAACCGAUCGUCCUCUGGUCCGACGUGGAAAUCAGUCUGGGAGUCAUCAUCGCCUGCGUCCCUACCUACGGUCCCUACUUCCACGCCUUCGCCUCCACCCUCACCUCCAGCUACAACACGCGUCGCCGCAAGCGCCACCCCUCGCAGAGCCAGACCCUCGACCCGGCCCGCUCGUACGCGCUGAGCGGGGUGCGUCGCACGCAACGCAACCAAAGCCGCAUGCUGCCCUCUGAAACAGACGACCAGGCCGAAUUCCUAGAGCUAGGGGAGAAUACUGCUGGGCGACACAGACCGUGGGAUAAUUCGGGCGCGGUGACCACGACGAUCGGACACGGGGAUAGCGAUAGCGAUAAGAGGGGAUCGGUGGGGAGCGGGAGUGCGAGGGGCAGCGGACGGGGAAGCGGGGAGGGAAGGAGAGAGGUGGGGAGGAUGGAGGAAGGAGAGGAGGAUGAGAGACCGUUGCAGAUUCAGAAGGUCGUCGAGUUGGAAGUUCGGGUGGAGUAG
Molecule: messenger RNA, 1300 nt
Organism: Aspergillus ibericus CBS 121593
Lineage: Eukaryota; Fungi; Ascomycota; Eurotiomycetes; Eurotiales; Aspergillaceae
Exons: 8
Coding region: 74-1300 (408 amino acids)
Source: RefSeq, a predicted model, not a curated record